AUGCUUUUAUUGAACAAGAAAAGUACUGGCCUCAAUUUGGAAGAGGCCUUUAACGAGGAGGAGAUUGAGUGGAAAGUGCUUGUGUUAGACGUCGAAAGCACAGCCAUUAUAUCUUCAGUCCUGAGAGUCAACGAUCUUCUGAAAGCCGGAGUUACAGUCCAUUCCUUAAUACAGCAGCGUAGAGCUCCAAUUCCAGAUGUUCCUGUUGUAUAUUUUGUCUCUCCUACCCAAGAGAACAUCAACCUGAUUGUGCAGGAUUUGAAGGAGAACAAGUACUCAGAUUUCUACGUAAACUUCACGUCAACUUUGAACCGAGAGCUACUGGAGGAUUUUGCCAAGCAGGUUUCUUUUACUGGCAAAGCGGAUAAGAUCAAGCAAGUUUUCGACCAGUAUCUCAAUUUUAUCGUCACAGAACCUGAGCUCUUCUCUCUGAACCUCCCAGGCUCCUAUUGUGCGUUGAAUAAUCCAAACUCUACGGAAGAGAACAUUACGGGUCUGUGUGACCAGAUCGCUGAUGGGCUUUUGAAUGCCUUGAUGACAACGUCCUCUGUUCCAGUAAUCAGAGCUCCCACGGGCGGUCCUGCGGAAAUUGUCGCUGAAAAGCUAGGUGCCAAGAUGCGUGAUAAUGUUAUAAGCGCAAGAAGCUCAAGCACCUCGGUGUUGGGCGACGACUCGCUCGAAAGAUGCGUACUCAUCAUUCUGGACAGGAACAUUGACUUUUCGUCCAUGUUUUCUCAUUCCUGGAUAUAUCAGUGCAUGGUUUUCGAUGUCUUUAAGCUAACCAGAAAUACCAUUACUAUCCCUAUCAAGACUGAGAAUGGCAGUAGCUCGGAGAGAAAAUAUGACAUAGAGCCUAAUGACUUUUUUUGGAACGAGAAUGCUCAUCUACCAUUCCCAGAAGCAGCUGAGAAUGUUGAGUCGGCAUUAAAUGCCUAUAAAGAGGAAGCCUCGGAAAUAACUAGGAGGACAGGCGUUUCAGAUCUAACGGAUUUGGAUCCGAACUCAAAUAAUGAUACUGUGCAAAUGCAAGCUGUGGUUAAGAAGCUGCCGCAACUUGCUGCGAGGAAAAAUAUUAUUGAUAUGCAUAUGAACAUUUUUGCAGCGUUGCUGGCUCAGUUGGAGAGCAAGUCCUUAGACGCAUUCUUCGAGAUAGAGCAGGACCCAGACAAUUCAAAAACGAGAAGCAGAUUCAUGGAUAUUUUGAAGGAUGGAAAAACUGAUAACUUGGAAGAUAAGCUGAGGUCCUUUGUUGUUCUUUAUCUAACCUCGAGCAGCGGCUUACCGAAAGACUUCGUAAAGGACGUGGAGAAAUACUUCACUGACAAUGAAUAUGAUGUGAGUGCUUUGAAAUACGUUUACAAGCUGAGAGAAUUCAUGCAGCUCUCCAACAGGACUUUGCAAAACAAGUCUCUAGAGGGUGAGCACAGCAAAAAAGCCGCCGGAGGCAAUUUGUCACUUUCCGGUCUAUACGGUUUGACUGAGGGAAGGCUUCAAGGUGGUGUUGGUAGUCUCAUUUCGGGCAUUAAGAAGCUUUUGCCAGAAAAGAAGACAAUACCAAUCACAAACGUUGUUGAAGCUCUUAUGGAUCCUUUAAACAGCUCUCAGAAGAAUCUUGAAACCACUGAUGGCUACCUCUAUUUUGAUCCACGUAUUACUAGAGGUUCUCAUACCAGGAAGCCGAAGAGACAAUCGUACAAUAAAGCCAUAGUUUUUGUGAUUGGAGGAGGAAAUUACUUGGAGUAUCAAAAUCUACAAGAGUGGGCGCACUCGCAGCUGCACAAUCCCAAGAAAGUUAUGUAUGGUAGUACGUCGAUCUCGACUCCUCGGGAAUUCUUGAAAGAGAUAGCAGAACUAGGAUCCAGAAACUAG
This is a messenger RNA of Torulaspora globosa, 1869 nucleotides long. It is a transcript of the gene SLY1, whose product is annotated as syntaxin-binding protein. Gene Ontology annotation, molecular function: syntaxin binding. Gene Ontology annotation, cellular component: cytosol; Golgi membrane. Gene Ontology annotation, biological process: intracellular protein transport; endoplasmic reticulum to Golgi vesicle-mediated transport. The coding region runs from base 1 to 1869 and encodes 622 amino acids. The transcript has a single exon. The record is from RefSeq and is a predicted model, not a curated record. NCBI's taxonomy places the organism in Eukaryota, Fungi, Ascomycota, Saccharomycetes, Saccharomycetales, Saccharomycetaceae.